AUGAAGCUCCUUGCAAUCACGGCUCUCUUCAUCGCCGGCACCCUUGCCGUGCCCGCAAGCUCCUACCCGCCGCCUCCUCCUGAAUACGGUGACGGGCACAAGGGUGACGUCGGCUACGGCGGUGAUCACGGAGGUGACCACGGCAAAGACCACGGCAAAGACCACGGCGGUCACUAUCCUGGUGAUCCCAAUUACCCGCCCCCUCCUCCUCCCGGCUACCACAAUGGAGGCUCUGACAAACCUCCCACCGACGGGGAUGGCUAUCCUUCUGACGGCGGGGAUGAUGGCGAUGAUAGUGACGGCGGUGGCCAUGGCGGCGACAGAGAAAACGAUCCUUCCGACCUGUGCCCUACUCUGCUUUAUUCUAACCCUCAGUGCUGUUCUGCAAGCGUGCUCAACAUUGCUGAUUUAGACUGCGAGCCCCCCAGGAAGAGGCCUAGCCGCAAGCACGACUUCAAGCAAAUCUGCGCAGCGCAGGGCAGCGACGCCAAGUGCUGCGUUCUUCCUCUGCUGGGCUUGGGUAUUCUCUGCACCGACGCCAUCGUCUAA
Trichoderma virens Gv29-8 is the source of this 549-nucleotide messenger RNA. RefSeq lists its product as uncharacterized. The record is from RefSeq and is a predicted model, not a curated record. Bases 1 to 549 code for a protein of 182 amino acids. Gene Ontology annotation, cellular component: extracellular region. Lineage: Eukaryota; Fungi; Ascomycota; Sordariomycetes; Hypocreales; Hypocreaceae. The transcript has 3 exons.